AUGGAUCACCUUUCGGAUCAGGAACACUUCAGAAAUGAGCAUCACAACAAACAGUUCGAUCACGACGCUUUCUUAGGAGAAGAUCAGGCUAAAACAUUUGAUCAAUUACCGCCUGAAGAAAGUAAACGACGUCUAGGAAUAAUAGUGGACAAAAUUGAUGCUGACAAUGAUGGAUUUGUGACUUUAGUAGAACUGAAAGAUUGGAUCCGUUAUACUCAGAAGCGGUACAUUGAGGAAGAUGUGGACAGGCACUGGAAGCAACAUAAUCCUGAAAAUAAUGACCUUAUACCAUGGGAGACAUAUAGGAAAAAUGUGUAUGGGUUCAUGGAUGAAAUGGAUGAAAAAGAGUUCAAGGCACCAAAUAGCGAAGGUUUUACAUAUUCUAACUUGUUAAAAAGGGACAGGAGGAGGUGGGUCUAUGCUGAUGGUGACCAAGAUGAUGCUCUCAAUAGAACAGAGUUUGCAUUUUUCUUACAUCCAGAAGAUCACUCUGGGAUGAGAGAUGUUGUUGUACUUGAGACAAUGGAAGAUAUUGAUAAAGAUAAGGAUGGAAAAGUGUCCUUAGAAGAAUACAUUGGGGAUAUGUAUAAACCUGAAGAUGAUGAGGAUGAGGAGGAACCUGACUGGGUGAAGCAGGAACGCGAACAAUUUACGGGAUAUAGGGACACGAACAAAGAUGGUUUUAUGGACGAGGUGGAGGUGAAGGACUGGAUCGCGCCACCAGAGUUCGACCAUGCAGAGGCAGAAGCACGCCAUUUGGUGUUUGAGGCCGAUGGAGACGCCGACGAGAAGCUCACCAAAGCGGAGAUACUCGACAAAUACGACCUCUUUGUCGGAAGCCAAGCGACGGACUUUGGAGAGGCUCUGGCCAGGCAUGACGAGUUU
This is a messenger RNA of Iphiclides podalirius (scarce swallowtail), 885 nucleotides long. The record is from the annotation of a GenBank genome assembly. Lineage: Eukaryota; Metazoa; Arthropoda; Insecta; Lepidoptera; Papilionidae.